Molecule: messenger RNA, 354 nt
Organism: Trypanosoma theileri
Lineage: Eukaryota; Euglenozoa; Kinetoplastea; Trypanosomatida; Trypanosomatidae
Exons: 1
Coding region: 1-354 (117 amino acids)
Source: RefSeq, a predicted model, not a curated record
AUGUCUUCCCUGCCUGGUGUGGCGCGGUAUGAACGGAUGCCAACCCGCACAAAAAUACAAUUUUUCUGGUGUUCUAUGCUGGUGAUGGGCUUUGCGUAUCAAUUUCUUAAAAUGACAGUACUGCGAGUACAGCCGAAACGAGAGGAGCAGAUGUACACACACGUCCAGCGGCUCUACGGUGAUAAUAUACCGCCUGAACUGCUAGAGAUCGCCAAACGUCAGCGGGAGGCGCGGGAUGCAUUAACACUCACAAAUAUGUGGAGAACACCAACACCGGGAGAAACUGCAGGAGCACUUCAACAUGAAUUGGAUCCCCGCCGUAUUGCGCAACUGCGAAGUCACAAUGGAUAUUAA